UGCUACCCAUACUUCAUCAGUUGAUCAUAUUCACCUCAAAAUGAUAACAUGCAUUAAUAAAAUCGAAUAAGCACCCACAAGCUUUUCAUUUUCUUACUGUUAAACCAUUUUGAGAAAUGAAAACUCUACAUGAACAACAUGGUGAGAUUAUAUAAUUAUAAAUUACAUUUUUACAAGCACUCCACAAUCUUGAUCUUGUUUAUUGAGAUACUCCAAAAGGAUUAUACAAACAAGUGGCAAAGUUGGGUCUAGAAGAAAGAGCAAAAGCAAAGAUAAAAUAUACAUACUCACACCAUUACAUGUGUCCUCUUCGUAGGUGUUGUGCUGAUCGAGAUCAAAUGUUUAGGAGGUCGAUACUCGAUUGAUUGCAUAGUGUUUAAGGUUUAAUUAUCCAACCAAUCACACAAAGAGGAUGCCACGUCCCAACCCUUGAAAGUGGAUGCCCAUUGUUGGAUAUAUAAAGCCAAAUUUCACUACUUUACUUUUUUCCUUUUGGCAAUUAAAUAGAGUUGAUAUUCUUAAUUAUAGGUCUUAGUUAAUGAUAUUGCCCUCUAAAGAAGUUUUCAAACAAAUAAUUUUACAAAACCAAGAAAACUAUGUAGUUGUACAUGUUCUUACAGAAAUGUGGUGACUUUUUUUAUUAUCUUUUUCUAUUUUCUCAAUCAAAGAACUGGAUUUUUAUUUAUUUAUGAUUCAUGUAAAAUAAAGCUUCCACAAACUGGACUUAAAAAGAGUCAUGAAAAGAAAAACCCGAAGGCAAAGGGAAAUGACAUUGAUAGAGGUAUAACUCUAGGUUCACAGCUUGUAUGACUUAGAGUAGUCUGGUUUCAAUAAUUCGAGUUGUUAGAAGAGGUUCACCUAUAAUGUAUUAAUGUUAAUCACUUCUUUACACUUACGAUGUUAAUGAAAUACAAUUACUAUUAGCUAUGAAUAUGUUAUAAAAGCAAAAAAAAAAUAUUAUUAUUUUUCUAUUGGCUACUUCCAAAACUUGUUAGGUCUUUACUGUAAGCAUCAUGUCCAAUUUAUCCUCAACAUUCUUUUUCCACGUAAUCAAACUCCCAAAUGCUUUUUACUAAGUACUAACUGUAUCUGAAUAUCAGAAUUGUCGUUUUGAUUUACACCAAUAAAAUGGGUUCUCAAUACAAUGAGCCAAUUACCCACAGAAACAACUAACUAAACAAGCAGUCUACCAACACCUGCUAACUUUUGCGCCUAAUUAAUUAUAUAAUUAGUACAAGGUGGGAGCAUAUAUCAAGAAAAAAGUUUGAAUGCUAUAUGUGUUGGGUGUCCACUAACUAGUGGUGGAGGGCGGGAUUUACCCUUUUAAUGUAUAAAGUAUUAAUAAAUAAAAUUUACAUUAAGGAAGGAAUAAGUUACAAAAUUUUGAUUUGUAUUCGAUUAUAUCAUUGUAUCACGACAUGGUGAUACGAUGACAUGAUUUAGUAGAAACAACACAUAAUCAUCAUAGACACGUACCAUUAAUACGAACCAAUCAAACAAUUUAAUAAGGGUAAAUGCCACAUUUGGUCACUGAGAUUAUUAAAUCGUGUCAUGUUUAGUCACUAGAAAAAAUUAAUAUCAAUUUUGGUCACUCUAAUUGAUGAAACAAGUCACAUUCAGUCACUCUCACGUUAGCCUCCGUCCAACUCCGGUCACUCAAAUUGCUGAAACCUGUCACAUUUAGUCACUCGAAUUCUGAAACAGGUCACAUUUAGUCACUCUCCAAUCAGUUUUCGUCCAAUUCCAUUAAUGGAGUUGGGCGAAAACUAAUGAGAGAGUGACUAAAAGUGACAUGUUUCAGUAAUUCGAGUGACCAAAAUUGAUAUUAAAUUUUUCUGAUGACUAAAUAUGCCACUAUUUAAUAAUCUUAGUGACCAAAUAUGGCAUUUACCCAAUUUAAUAAUAUGGAAAUCCAAGUUUCACUGUCAUGAUCGUGUAGGUUUAGCAUUUUGUGUGGUGAUGGGGUGUCUAAGUAUAAUUUAAUUAAGGGCUGAUCACCUCACAAAGCUUGGUAAUUAGAUACAAGACAAAAAGCCUAAUCAGCUCUUAGCCAACAAAUGUCAAGAGAAGAACAACUAAAUGUUAAAGAAGUAGGAAAUUAGUUUAUUAAGUUGAGAUGAAACAUGAUACUGUAUUUUUAAACCAAACCCACUAAACUUCUCUUACCUGGUUAACACUUUAAAUUUAAUUAAAAAGGUUUCCAUUCAUCCAGAAAGUGUAGAUAAAAAGGUUUACAGCAAAAACCCUAAUGGAUGGUUAAAAGAGAGCACUAAUAGUUCAAUAGUGUUUACCUUUUCAUCAAGAAGGGUUGCACCAAUAGAUGUUAUGUAACAAUAUACAAUAGUUGUCUUCUAAGUUCAUAUUUUUCUCGUGACGAUUUUAUAUUGAAGCAACAAUGAUAGGUUUUGUGGUGAAUUUUGAUUCACUUUUAUCCUUUAGUUUCAAUCCUUCCAUGAUAGAUUGAGACUUGUAUGAUGAAAGCUAAGAUAAGAUAACUUGAGUUUUUUUUUUUCUGACUGUGGAUUGGAGGAGAAGAAUGUAUAAAAUAACAAGAGGAGAUCAGUAAAAUGUGCAGAAGGAACACACAUGAUUCAACAUCCAAUUAUGUAUAGAGACUAUGGCUUAAUUAGGAUUUUGGAGAGACAAAAACUUUCAUAAACAACCUCAUGCCUUUGCUUGGGCCAAACGAUGAUACAAAGAUAUGAACCCUAUUCUACAUGAAAGCUUUGUGUACCUUGACCUUUUGAAAGUCGAUACAACAAACUUAGGAUUGAAAAUAUGUUAAAAUUAUUUUCGUGGACCGAUCAAGAGACAUUUUUCAAUACUUUAUUAUUCACAUGUUUAACAAAGUUAAUUUUUUUUAGAUUUGGAAGAACCUAGCAUUUCUUCAAAGAAAUUAAGGGAAUCACCAAUCAUUUCAUCCAAAAUUGAAGGCAAAAUAAUUCAUUUAGAUGACAUGGCUGACAAAAUUAGGGAAUAAGAUUUCAAUCCAACCCAUGAUCAGCAUAUAACUCAAUGCAAUUACCCCAAACCAUAUUCAGGCCCAAUGUUUCUUUGGGUCACCCAUGAACCUUACGGAUCCUGAAAUUUUCCUAACGGCCCAUUCAAUAACCCAGGCCCACACCCAAAAUUCUUCAGAAUUAGAAUAAGAAAGGGAAAAGAAAAAACAAAACAAGAAAAAUAGAAAAACUACCUAAUCCAGAACUUCACCCAGAAUUUCAUCGAGCUAUCCAUUAUUCCAUCAAUGGCAGCUCCGCUCGCUCUCUCCAACUUCCUCUCCUUCCUCUCGCCUCCAUCCUCCAUCUCGCCGCCGCCUCACGUCUCCUUCUUCCCUUCCACCUACUCCUCUCCGUCUUCGCUUGUCGCGGCGCCGCGUCGGUUCCCCGGUGGCGAGUUUUCUUCGGCGGCGUCCCCGAGCACUGUUUGCCUCAACUCGUCGUACAAUGUCCAGAUAGUGGUGGAAGAGAACGAGCCGGAGGAGAGGCUCCUGAACAGGUUCAGGAGAGAAGUGAUGAGAGCCGGAGUGAUUCAGGAGUGCAGACGGCGGAGGUACUUCGAGAACAAGCAGGACGAGAAGAAGCGGAGGGUUCGCGACGCCGCUAAGCGGAAUCGCAAGAGGCGUCCAUUUUCGAGAUUUUCGAACCAGAGCACCGCGCCACCAGGGUCCGAGAACAAGAAAAACGACGAUGACGGAGACAACUGGGAAGUCCCUGCUGGGCCGAUUCCUUACUGAGUGAUUUCUCUCUUUCGUUCACAGAUUCCUCUUCUUUUGUGAUUUGUAGAAUCUUCCUCCCCUUUGCAAUGUAAGAGGCUCCCUUAUUCAAACACAACAAAAGAAAUGCAAGAGGCUCCUUCUGUUUUCAGCUUUCCUUUUCUUACCUCCCAGCCAUUGAAGUUGCCCAAGCAAAGUGGGUUUUAUGGUCUGCUUCCUUUGGCUGACUCUCUCUGUUUAUGUCCCUGUGAAUCCCCAUUUUGGAUGAUACCUUGUGUCUUUCUUGUAUUGUAUGACUAUGUAAUGUUGCAUGAAUUAAACAGGUCUAUUCCACCCAGCUGGAGGGAUGUAUUAUAGUUCUUUGGUAUUCCUGUAUUGUUGGGUGAGUUAUGGACUUAUUAGGUUGAUUGCUCCACGAUAUGUGAAACAUGAGUAUGCAAAUGUAACGACAUAAAAUCUCACCAAUGAAUAGUUGUUGAUUACCAAUUUAUGUGCCAUUUUAGAUUAUCUACUCACCACACAAGUACUAAACUCUCCAAAGUAAAACAUAUUAUUUCAG
Linum trigynum is the source of this 4271-nucleotide messenger RNA. The record is from the annotation of a GenBank genome assembly. Lineage: Eukaryota; Viridiplantae; Streptophyta; Magnoliopsida; Malpighiales; Linaceae.